Molecule: messenger RNA, 414 nt
Organism: Cotesia congregata
Lineage: Eukaryota; Metazoa; Arthropoda; Insecta; Hymenoptera; Braconidae
Source: the annotation of a GenBank genome assembly
AUGCGUGUGGCUACUGUGGUACUAAUUGCUUGUGUUCUGGCUGUAGGCCUACUCGGAGGCAAUGUGGAAGCAAGGGGUUUAGAAACUGCAAAGAGAUGUGCCUCAGAAACACAACUCAAUGAAAUGCCUAUAAAGGAUAUAUUCAGUCAUGGGGAAGAACCUAAUAAAAAAAUAAAAUGUUUCGUUGCUUGCAUAGCUAGAGAAGAUGAUGUUCUUGUUCACGGAAAGUUCAACAAAGACAAAAUUUUCGAGACGCUUCCGGAUGAUUUUCCAAAUCGUGAUAAGGUUGUAGAACUGUUGGCAAAAUGCAGUGACGAGAAGGGAUCCGACGACUGCGAGACAGCUUAUCUCGGUGUCAAAUGUCUGCGUGAUAAUAGGAUACCACUUCCGUUACUCUUGAAUACUGGAAAUUAA